Molecule: messenger RNA, 1725 nt
Organism: Triticum aestivum (bread wheat)
Lineage: Eukaryota; Viridiplantae; Streptophyta; Magnoliopsida; Poales; Poaceae
Exons: 5
Coding region: 60-1583 (507 amino acids)
Biological process (GO): post-transcriptional regulation of gene expression
Cellular component (GO): cytoplasm
Molecular function (GO): mRNA binding
Source: RefSeq, a predicted model, not a curated record
UCCAUUUCGCAUCCCAGCUAUCCGAAACCCCGCAGCAACCGCAACCGAAGCUGCAACCCAUGAAUCCGAGCGGGCCGCCCCACCCCGCGCCCUCCGACGCCGGUGGCCGCGGGGAGGACUCGUCGUCGUCGUCCGCCCCGCCGCCGCCGCAGCAGCAGGGGUACGCGACUCAGCCCGUGCCGACGUCACCGCAGCAGCAGGGGUACGCGAUUCAGCACGUGUGGCUGCCGCAGCCGAGCGCGGCUUGGGCUCUUGGUGCGGGCGCGCCUCCCUUCGCCAUCGGGCCGCCGGUGCCGGGGGCGAUCCCGCCGCUGCGCCCGCAGUUUUGGCCGCAGCAGCACCCCUACUGGUGGAGCGGCGGUAACCACUUGCCGCUGGGCCCGACGGUAUGGGGGCCGACCUCCAACGCCAGCCAGUACAUGGACGCCAUGGUCGCGCAGCAGAGGCCCGCGGCGCCGACCUGGCCGCAGCAGCCGCAGUUCGUGCAGUAUCCGCCGUUGCAGCCGCCACCACCGACUCACCAAGACUGGAGGCUGGUGCACAUCCUAUCGGAGUUGCUCCGGUCCCCGAGGACGCUUGAUCAGAUGGUGCUGUCCCUGGACGCGGAGCACUCGGCAAUCCUGCUCCACCAGCUCGAGGUGGGCGACGAGCAGAUGCGCGAUAUGGUGCUCGACGGAUUCAAGCAGUGCGCGCACUGGAUCAUGGGGAACAGGCCAGGGCAUGCGGUGUUCCAAGCGCUCCUGCGCAGCAUCCAGGUCAUCGUAGACGACGACAGGCGGUACGAGGAGCUCCAGAUCAUCGUGGAAGCCGCCGCCACGCCAGAGCUUGCCUGGAGGUCCGACGACGGGGUGGCUUCUCUGAUGUUGCUCAUCACGGCGGUGGCGUGGAGCCCCGGCCUGUCCACCGCGCUCGUCAACUACUUCGUGCGUGAUCGCGUGAUGGACAACGUCGGAGGGGACGAACUGAUUACCCGCUGUUUCACCACGAUGGGUGACGAGGUGACCAGGGCUCUGGUGAGGCACGCCAUGGACACCAUCGAUGACAAGCUCGACUCAUCGUUCGGGGUGCCGUGCUUGGGUACAUGCUUCUGGUACGCGGCCGGCGACGAGCUCCCGCUUUUCCAGGAUGCCCUCGUUGAGCGAGCCGUAACAAUGGCCAUGGGACGAAACAGCAACCGCCUGGUGCAGCGCCUCAUCGACCGCGGCGAGAACAGGAUUGACUUCAGGCGGCGGCUCCUGUCCAGGCUCAUGCAGCACCUCGUUAGACUGUCCAACAACUGGUACGGGAGGUUCGUCCUGCAGCGCUGCUUCAAGAACGCGGUGGUCGCGCUGCAGCCCAUCGUGCUCACGGCUUGUGCUGACCUGCCCCAAGGAGACGUCCAAGCGCUGGUGAUGCACGAGGAGCUCCGGCCUCUCCACAGGGUGCUCCAGGGAGGCAACACUAACUACCCGGCAGAGGCGAGGAGGUUGGCGCUCAAGAUUCAAGCACUGCCUCUACAUAUCCGGGAACAAGAAGAGUUGCAGCCGUUGAUGAGGGCCGUCACGAGGGUCCUCGCCGAUAACCUGGCCAACUUGGGCGACUAGCCUCCUAUACAUAUGUCUUCCUAUACAUAUGUCUUGUCGUUGCGCCAUGCUUGGAGUUGUUUUCGAUCGAUUGGAUAGUUGUGGGUCUGGAGCUGGCUAGCUGUCUCGGAUGGUUGCAUUCUUAGAGAGUAAAUAGCAUAAA